AAAUCUGACAGCUGUCAGAUGUUUUGACAGCAGUAUGCAGUGCAGAUUUUUAUUUUUUAAUUAGACAAAUAACAAUAAAUGGAAACGACGAACGCAAUAAAGUGAAAAUUGGUACAAAUCCCGACCUAAUGCUGAAGUUAACGUGAAAAUCACCCAACAAAAUGUCGACACUCAGCGAAAGCGAUGUUUAGGAGCAGAAGUUGGUUUGGGGGCGGUUGGGGCCGCCCCAAGAACCCCCAUUCGUUGGAGCACCUCAAGUAUCUGUACAACGUGCUGUCGAGGAACCAGACGGUGUCCGAGCACAACAGAGGCUUGCUCGUGGAGACUCUACGAUCCAUUGCUGAGAUUUUAAUAUGGGGCGAUCAAAACGACUCUUCUGUGUUUGAUUUUUUCCUGGAAAAGAACAUGUUAUCAUUUUUCCUGAAGAUCAUGAGACAAAGAAGUGGGGGCAGCAGUUUUGUAUGUGUUCAACUAUUACAAACUUUAAAUAUUUUAUUUGAGAAUAUCAGAAACGAAACAUCAUUAUAUUAUUUAUUAUCAAAUAACCAUGUCAAUUCCAUAAUUGUACAUAAAUUCGACUUUUCCGACGAGGAAGUGAUGGCUUAUUACAUUUCAUUUUUAAAAACGUUAAGCCUAAAACUCAAUGCCCAUACGAUACAUUUUUUCUACAAUGAGCACACAAACGACUUUCCUUUGUACACUGAAGCCAUAAAAUUCUUCAACCACCCAGAAUCAAUGGUUAGGAUAGCAGUGAGGACUUUAACGCUAAACGUGUACAAAGUUGAGGAUGCCAGUAUGUUGGCGUUUAUCAGGGACAGAACUGCGGCCCCGUAUUUUUCAAAUAUCGUGUGGUUCAUCGGGAAACACAUCAUGGAACUGGACGCAUGCGUAAGAAAUGAUGCUGAUCAUCAAUCCCAUAACAGACUGUCAGAUUUGGUGGCAGAGCAUCUCGACCACUUGCACUACCUAAACGACAUCCUUUGCUUGAACAUUACCGACCUGAACCACGUGCUCACUGACCACCUGUUGCACAAGCUGCUAAUACCUCUGUACAUAUGCUCGCUGGCCGCUUCUACUUCCGCUGCGCAGACCACGCGGCGCAGAACGACCGACGCCGUCGCCAAGAUGCUGGCGCAGCACUCCGCGACCCCGGACGGAAGUCCGAAGAUGGAGACCGGAAACGGGAAGGUCUCCUGCGUGGUGGCGCUGUUUCUGUUGUCUCAAGUUUUCCUCAUCAUUUCGCAUUCGCCUUUGGUGCAAACGUUGGCAUGGAUCGUAUUGAAAACGGACCGGUCGAUAUUCGAAAAAGGCGUCGACAAAUUGUUGCAGUAUUACGAGAACGAUGUCAAACGAAGGGAGUCGAGCACUACCGAAGAUUCCGCGACACCAAACACAGACAUCGACAGUAAAAGUUCGACUGAGAGCAUAUCGGAGUUGCGUAGCAACGUGACAGACGAAGAAAAACAACGGUUGGCCACCGAAACGCCAUCUACCGGCGAACAUCCGUUUCUAGAUGCCGUAUACGGCGCUCUAGAUUGCGCGGAGAACGACUAUGUCGCUCUAUUCGCUCUUUCUCUGUUCUAUGCCAUGGCCAACAACAAAGGAGUCACGGCAGACGUGAUAGAGCAGGUUCUGCGCCCGAAAAAAACCUUCACCCCGAAAACCCCGUCUCAAAAAGACGUCAAGUACACCUACAACGUCCACCUGGUGGACAAACUUCUAAACAUAGCGGCCUGCUCCUGCCAGCCGUCUUGUCGCGUCAGGUUGGUAACCUUGGAGCUCGCCUUGAAGCUUUUCGUGCAGCUGGUCACGUGCGACGGGAAAAAUAUUUUGCUGGACGGCCACGCGGCGCUGAUAGACGCGGCCAAAACUCAAAGCACCGCCUUGCUGAGGAAUUUCUACAAGAGCGAGGAGAUUUUUUUGGAUAUGUUUGAACACGAAUAUUGUGAUAUGUCAAAAGGUUCUUUAAAUGUGGAGUGGUUAUGUAUGGACAGCGCCAUCUUGUUGCCGCCCACUGGUACUCCAAUGACAGGCAUCGAUUUUACGAAAAGAUUGCCCUGUGGAGAAGUUGAACGUGCCAAAAGGGCGAUACGCGUAUUUUUCUUGGUCCGUAACGCGGUGCUGACGUUAAAUGGGGAAUUGGAGACUCAGUUACCUCUGACAAACCCUCAGAGCUGCGUUCAAAUUGACCAAGCACUGGACCUGAACAAUUCCGAUCUGAUAGCCUGCACCGUUACGUGGAAAGAUGGCACCAAAAUGAGGCGAUUUUUGGUCAUUGACGUUUUACAGCUGAUUUUGGUCGAACCUGACACGAAAAGACUCGGUUGGGGCGUUGCCAAAUUGGUGGGGUUCCUACAGGAUAUAGAGGUUACAGGGGACAAGGACGAUUCUAGAUGUCUACAUAUUACUAUACAUAGACCCAUAUCAGGUGCUACAGCAAAUAGAGUGCCAUUAUUGAAUGCCAAGUUCGUCUUCGACGACAAUAUCAGGUGUAUGGCUGCCAAACAAAGACUUUCCAAAGGUCGUUUGAAAGCGCGCCAAAAAAAGAUGCAGCACAUCGCGCGGCUGCUCGACAUACCGGGCCAGUCCGGCCCGCCUAGUCCCGCCUUCGUGGGGAGCGGCCUUUACGCGUCGCGAAACCCUGGCAGGGGCUUGCGCGAAACGAGGCCCCUUUUCUGCCCCAACAAGGUGCCCGGGUUCGCGGCCCCCCGCAGGGAGAGCUCCCCCGGCAUCAUUCACAGGGCCGAUCCCGCCAAGCACGCCAGGGACGGCGUCAGCCCCAACAGGUUGGCAAACCUGAAGAAAGAAGAGCGCGAUAAAUCUCGAUCGCGGGAUAGCUCCUCUAGUAGGGCCAAGUCCCGCGAGGGGUCGCCGCGCAUGCCCCGCCCCCGCAGCGAGGAAAUCCCCUUAGAGCUGAUCAAAAAGGCGUCGAACUCGUGUUUGGAUAUGGCGCCCAAAAUUAGCAUCGUGCCGCGCCCGCAGACCCCCAAAAUCGAGGUGGCCUCGACUUCCGGUGGCCCGACGACUUCCAGCCAAUCACAGGCGGAGACGGCGAAAGAGUUGGCUGUGUCAGAGGAGACGUCGUUUAUUGCCGACGAAUUAAGGGGAGCGUCGAAAAAAAAGGGGCUCAUCGAGACUAUAUAGUUUUUUUAUUAUUUAUUGAUUGGAUCAUUGUGUAAAAAGUUAUCUAUUAUUAAAAAAAUGACA
Molecule: messenger RNA, 3207 nt
Organism: Brassicogethes aeneus
Lineage: Eukaryota; Metazoa; Arthropoda; Insecta; Coleoptera; Nitidulidae
Source: the annotation of a GenBank genome assembly